AUGACUACCAAACACUUAAAAACAAAUGAUGUUUGGAAUUUGCCUCAAAAUGAAAGGAUUAUUGUACAUUGGAAUGAGGAAUAUCAACCAAUUGGAGAUGGUGGCGCAUUAUUGAAUCGAUUCUUGGGAAGUAUCGCUAGAAACUUCAAGGUAUUCCCUAUUUGUUAUUCUUCUUGGAAGAAGAUUCCCAAAAGUUACAAAGAAGACAUGAUUCAAAAUACCAUUCAAACAAAGUUUGAAGUGAAUUCUGAUAUUCAAAUCAAUUACAUCUUGAAAGCGCUUAAUCAUAAAUGGAGAGAUUGUCGGCAAGAAUUAUGGCAACAAAGAGAUGAUGGGACGCGAACUAGAGAUGAAUUGAUUGCCAUGGCUCCAGAAGGCAUAGAUAGAGAUCAUUGGGCUUCUUUUGUUGACUAUCGACUUGAUGAAAGAACAAAGGAAAAAGAGUGUGGGCACAAAGUUAGCAGAGGAGAAGUUUGGAUAGCUACUCAUAAGAAGACCAAUGGAGCUUUUAUCAGUGAUGAGGCAAGGGAAAUUAGUGAAAAAAUUCAAACAUAUGAAUCUACAACAUCGUCUCAAUCAAAAGAAAUAUUAAGUUUAGAUUCAUUAGCUCAUGUUUUAGGAAGCCAAGAGCAUUGUGGACGUGUUCGCGGUCUAGGUUUGGGUCCUUGCCCAUCUAAAGUCUUUGGAGUCCAUGCUCGUUCUCAUUUUGGAUCAUCUUCAUCUACUCCUUCUAAUGUUGAAUUACAAGCUCAGGUAUCUUCAUUGACUUCUUCUAAUGUUAAAUUAGAAUCUCAGGUAUCUGAUCAAGGGAGUGGGUCAAACAAUAAAUGUAAUGAAGAAGAAAAUUAG
This is a messenger RNA of Vigna angularis (adzuki bean), 849 nucleotides long. RefSeq lists its product as uncharacterized. The coding region runs from base 1 to 849 and encodes 282 amino acids. The record is from RefSeq and is a predicted model, not a curated record. The transcript has 6 exons. NCBI's taxonomy places the organism in Eukaryota, Viridiplantae, Streptophyta, Magnoliopsida, Fabales, Fabaceae.